Messenger RNA from Beauveria bassiana ARSEF 2860, 2256 nucleotides. RefSeq names its product fungal specific transcription factor domain protein. Gene Ontology annotation, molecular function: zinc ion binding; DNA-binding transcription factor activity, RNA polymerase II-specific; DNA binding. NCBI's taxonomy places the organism in Eukaryota, Fungi, Ascomycota, Sordariomycetes, Hypocreales, Cordycipitaceae. Gene Ontology annotation, biological process: DNA-templated transcription. Gene Ontology annotation, cellular component: nucleus. Bases 1 to 2256 code for a protein of 751 amino acids. The record is from RefSeq and is a predicted model, not a curated record. The transcript has 4 exons.
AUGUCGUCACCUGCUACAAUAGGUACAGCGACGCGGCAAUACCGAUGCCAGAAACGACAAAAACCAUGCGACCACUGUCGCGAGCGCAAGCUCAAAUGCCAGAUGGACGGCGGCAGCACCAACCGCAGUAGUAGUGGCGGCCGGCCGCCCUGUCAGCGCUGCGCACGGAGCAACAUCCCCUGCACUUUUGUCGGCCGGCCGCGGCGAAGGACAUCAGCCAUGCCGGCGGCCGCUGCUGCUGCUGCUGCUGCUGCAACUCUCGUCCCCGAUGCGCCGGCCGCGCCCACCACCGGCACCGCGGCAGAGGCUGCCGCUGCCGAGCUCGACUCCUCGUCUGCCCUGUCGCACGCAAGCCUGCAUGACGGCAUGACGGCGUCUGCGCCGCUCUGCUACCGCGAGACUAGCCACAUGGCCAUGCCGUCGACGUGCGACAUGGACGCGGGCACCAUCCCGGCAUCGUCGGCGGCCCCGGCCCUCAACACGCCGACGUCGUCGUCGUAUCACGCCAGCAGCAGCGGCCGCCUGUCGACGCAGCUGAGUCAGAGCAUGGACGGCAUUGACGGGCACAGUAUCAUGCUGCUCGGCGCGUCGUCCGAGUCGGAUCCGUGGCUGCUCAGGCACUGCCAUUUCGAUCAGUUGGGUCUGCGGUCGGUGCACAAGAUGUACUUUCGCAACGCGGGGGGCGUGCCAACCACGGACAAGAUUCCGAUUCACUUCAUUGUUAGCGACAACAAGUACCUCAACCAUCCACUCCUCCCCAUGUACCACAGUAUUGGAGGGGAUGCACGGCUUCAGUUAAAUCAGCUAGUGCAGCCCAUAUUCCGCAAGCAUGUAUAUCCAACCCUCCCGGUUGUUCCCAAUGCAUACAUGGAUAUUCCCCUUAGCACCGGUGCCACGUCUCCUGUCAUGAGCACCGCUCUUGACUCCAUCCCCACAGCCGUGCUCGCCGCCAUGUACGGCCUUGCCAUGCCCUUUGCCCUCAACGACGAGCUGCUCGCUGUCGUCAACGCCUUUGAAACGCCGCCUCUACUUCAGCUCUGGACGCUCGUUCACGCACUCAUCCAGGCCGACAUCCACCGCCCCUCCCUCUCUACCGUGCAGGCUGCCCUGCUCUUCCUGCACAAGGACAGCAACAGUCACACGUCAUCCAACAGCAGCGGCGGCAACGACCUGUCCAGCUCGGCCUUUUUAUGGUCUUUUAUCGGCAGCACCGUCGGCAUGGCGCACAGUCUGGGUCUGCAGAUUGAGUGCCAAAUGUUUGGCAUCCCCAACGCGGACAAGCGCCUGCGCCGCCGUCUGUGGUGGGCACUGUAUAUUGAGGAAAAGUGGCAGAGCCUGCUCAUGGGUCGGCCGCCAUAUAUCCGCGCGGAUGAGUGGGAUGUUGGCGAGCUAGUUGAUAGGGAUUUCGAGAUGAAGACGACGUCCUCGUAUUUUGACGAGGCGGCGGCGGUAGUUGGAUGGACAUUUCUGCCGUUUCGCGACAUGGCACGGCUGGCCGUCAUAGUCGCCGAUGUACAAGAGAAAUUGUACUCACUUCGGGCUUGCCAAAAGCUCGCCGAAGAUCUCGCACUGAGUAUAUCCACUGCGAAGCCUUUAUUUGAUCGCCUCAACGAUUGGCGGUCUUCCAUCAACGCCCCCGAGCCCUUUUACGACAACAUUGCCGGCACCAGCCCGUACCCGACGACCAUGUAUUUUGCCUACCUUACCAUUGUCACAUAUGUGUGGCGCGCGCUGCUACGGCCUACCGUGCGCUCAUCGCCGCCGCCGAGGAUCAUUGACGUGGAGGAAGAGCCGCCGUUGCAGGACGCGGGCGGGUUCUUUUUCGAGGAGCUGAGCUGGGAUUUCUCCGACUUGCCAGAGAUUGAGCUGCACUUGGAGGAGGACAUCCACGCCCAUGGGGAGGCCAGUGCUACGAUUAAAGAGCUGCACCAAGCCGCGCAAGCCUAUGGUGGGACUGUGGCGACGUUUACUUCGCGGUUGACGUCGCGCCACUUUGACGAAUUUUGGUACUCGUGGUCCCGGAUUGGCUUUGCCGUCAUAUCCAACUUUCUGACUGUGCUGCUGGUCCAAGCACCGACCGCCGAAAACACACCGCGCGCCAAAUGGAUGCUCGAGAGCUGGCGCCAGACGCUGCGCUAUCAGAGCAAGGCCUUUCCCAUAUUGCGUCUGGCCAUGGCUCGGCUGAAUGCCUUUUACUGGGGUGGAUUGGCCGAGACGUUUUGUCUACCGCCCCAUGUCCAAGAAGUUGUAGCAUAA